Messenger RNA from Periophthalmus magnuspinnatus, 910 nucleotides. It is a transcript of the gene myl12.2, whose product is annotated as myosin, light chain 12, genome duplicate 2. Gene Ontology annotation, molecular function: calcium ion binding. The record is from RefSeq and is a predicted model, not a curated record. The transcript is spliced from 4 exons. Bases 100 to 618 code for a protein of 172 amino acids. Gene Ontology annotation, cellular component: cytoplasm. NCBI's taxonomy places the organism in Eukaryota, Metazoa, Chordata, Actinopteri, Gobiiformes, Gobiidae.
AAACCGGAAGUGUAACAUCAUAACAGCCUGUGCUUGGUUUGGGGGACAGGUGUGUGAAUAAUCCUUAUUUUCUAAGGAGGUACGUACCCAGCUGUCAAAAUGUCCAGCAAAAAGGCCAAGGGGAAGAACACCAAGAAGCGUCCUCAGCGCGCAACCUCCAACGUGUUUGCAAUGUUUGACCAAUCUCAAAUCCAGGAAUUCAAAGAGGCCUUCAAUAUGAUCGACCAAAACAGAGACGGAUUUAUUGACAAAGAAGAUCUCCAUGAUAUGCUGGCCUCUUUAGGUAAAAACCCUACUGAGGAAUACUUGGAGGCAAUGAUGAACGAAGCUCCUGGACCAAUAAAUUUUACAAUGUUCCUGACCAUGUUUGGAGAAAAGUUGAAUGGUACAGAUCCAGAAGAUGUGAUUCGAAAUGCUUUUGCCUGCUUUGAUGAAGAAGGAACUGGUAUAAUCCAAGAGGACUAUUUGCGUGAGCUGCUGACUACAAUGGGAGACAGGUUCACAGAUGAAGAAGUGGAUGAGCUUUUCCGUGAAGCGCCAGUCGACAAGAAAGGCAACUUUAACUAUGUAGCAUUCACCCGCAUUUUAAAACACGGUGCAAAGGACAAAGAUGACUAACAAAAAUGUAUAAGCUUAAUCACUACUUUAUCUUGUAACUCUUCAUUUAUGUAUCAUUUAUUUAUGAAAUCUUAAAUGUGGUAUACCUCAUUGAGUCAUUUGUACACGCUUACUGCUCUAUCCCCUCUUUAAUCCCUCAGCUUUGAAGCAUAUUUGCACAAUUGUAAGGUUCUCACUAGAAAGUAUGUUUAAAACGACUCACAAAUGCUGGAUAAAACUGGACUUUAUCUAAAUAGACUGUUGUGUGAUGAUAUGACUGUAUUUUAAAGAAUAAACCUUCAAUAUCAUUUAA